Messenger RNA from Capronia epimyces CBS 606.96, 1032 nucleotides. Its product is annotated as mitogen-activated protein kinase kinase. The record is from RefSeq and is a predicted model, not a curated record. Lineage: Eukaryota; Fungi; Ascomycota; Eurotiomycetes; Chaetothyriales; Herpotrichiellaceae. Bases 1 to 1032 code for a protein of 343 amino acids. The transcript has 3 exons.
AUGGAGUACCGAUACCUGGGAAGAAGCGGGCUGAAAAUCUCGGCGCUGUCGCUGGGCGGUUGGAUCACAUACGGUGGCCACGUCGACGAAGAUGAGGCCUUUUCCUGUUUCAAGGCCGCCUACGACACGGGCAUCAACUUUUUCGAUACGGCGGAGAAUUAUUCGGCCGGAAAGGCAGAGGUCAUCCUAGGCAAGGCGAUCAAGAAGUUCGGUUGGAAGCAGAACGACCUGGUGAUUUCGACAAAGGUCUACUUCGGACUCAACAACUCAGCACACCCGGAACGGCCACUGAACAACAACGGGCUGUCGCGCAAGCAUGUGAUUGAAGGAGUCAACCAGUCGCUUGCACGACUAGACCUGCCGUACGUGGACAUCGUGUUCGCGCACCGACCGGACCGCGACACGCCGAUGGAGGAGAUCGUGCGGGCGUUCAACUACCUGAUCGACAGCGGCAAGACCUUCUACUGGGGCACGUCCGAGUGGUCGGCGGUCGAGAUCGCCGACGCGUGGCGGGUGGCGGACCGGCUGGGCCUGGUGGGCCCGCUGGCCGAACAGCCGCAGUACAACCUGCUGGUGCGCGGCAAGGUCGAGGACGAGUUCCGCUGGCUGUACGAGAAGUACGGCACCGGCCUGACCGUCUUUUCGCCGCUCAAGCAGGGCAUCCUGACCGGCAAGUAUAACGGCCAGGACGCCCCGCCGCCGGGCAGUCGCCUGGCCGAGGCCAAGGACAAGUUCACCGUCGCGUACAGCAAGACCUUCGGGAACGACGUCUGGCGCCGCGAGCUGGAUCAGGUCGCCAAGCUCAAGCCGCUGGCCGACAAGCUCGGCGUCACCCUGGCCCAGCUCGCCCUCGCCUGGGUCCUGAAGAACCCGAACGUUUCGUCCGUCAUCACCGGCGCCUCGCGACCCGCCCAGCUCCAGGAGAAUCUGCGCGCUCUGGAAGUCGCCGAGAAGUUGACCCCGGAUGUCUUGAAGGAGAUUGACGACGCUUUGGGGAAUGCCUUUGUCAACCCUCCACGAAGGCUGGGUUAG